Molecule: messenger RNA, 1453 nt
Organism: Salvelinus namaycush (lake trout)
Lineage: Eukaryota; Metazoa; Chordata; Actinopteri; Salmoniformes; Salmonidae
Product: zinc transporter ZIP12-like
Exons: 6
Coding region: 31-867 (278 amino acids)
Biological process (GO): intracellular zinc ion homeostasis; zinc ion import across plasma membrane
Cellular component (GO): membrane
Molecular function (GO): zinc ion transmembrane transporter activity
Source: RefSeq, a predicted model, not a curated record
ACAUAUAAGAAUGCUAUCAGUGUCGAUUAAAUGUCUCAUUGUUUCCUCUCCCUGUCUCCUCUGGAGAUCCUUGGCCUCCAUGACGACAGUCACCAUUACGAUCAUCACUUUACUGAGGGAAAGGAAUACCUGUGGAAGAUUUUGGGAAUCAUUGCUGGAAUCUAUGGCUUUUUCCUCAUCGAAAGGAUCUUCUCCCUUGUGAUGCCAUCACAUGGCCAUGGUCACGGGGGCCUGGGCAAUUCCCAUGACCUCCCCCUGGAGCUCAACUGCAACGGCCAGUCACAGAGGGGCAUGUCUAUCUCAACCAUGCAGCUGGGAACUGUGGAGGACUUAGAAUGCACAGAAAUCCCAUCAGAGGAGGCUGAACCAAGAAGCCCUACGCAUCAGACGAGACAGGGUAUUCCUGUACUGGCUGUGAUGGUAAUCGUGGGAGACAGCCUCCAUAACUUUGCUGAUGGCCUGGUGGUGGGGGCGGCCUUCUCCUCGUCCACCGAGACAGGCAUGGCGACCACCGUGGCCAUCCUCUGCCAUGAAAUCCCUCAUGAAAUGGGUGACUUUGCAGUGUUGCUAAGCUCAGGUCUCUCUGUGAGGAAUGCAAUGAUGAUGAACCUCCUCAGUGCUCUGACGGCCUUCAUCGGCCUCUACAUCGGCCUCUUCGUCUCCUCGGAACCAGAGGUCCAGCAGUGGAUCUUCACCGUUACCGCGGGGAUCUUCCUCUAUCUGUCGCUGGUAGAGAUGCUUCCAGAGAUGAGUCGUGUGAAGACCAACAGGCCCUGUAUCAUGUUCCUCCUGCAGAACCUUGGCCUCCUAAUGGGCUGGGCCUGUCUUCUGCUCCUUGCACUGUUUGAGCACAAACUUAAGUUUUGAUGGCAGGACACACACACAUCCUACUCUGGUAUCUGCCAUGCAAAUGUGUAAUUGAUGGCAAUGUUGAUGGUACUUUGUGGUCUUGUCAAAAAACAACAACAUCUUGUUUAUUGAUUACUGUAUUAUUUACUGAUACACCAUAUGAAGACAGCGAACAGCACAUUUAAAAUGUCGCGAGAAACAUUUCGUAAGUGACAGGAUAAUAGAGUGAUGUGAAUAAUAGCAGUGACGAUGUGAAUCAAAUGUCAUUUUAGAUCCAGUGGUUACGCAUAAUGUGUUAGAGCUGGAUGAAUCCACUUUUGUAUGAAUCAGAUGACUAAAUGUGAUCUUUAGGACAUGAACACAUCUUCUGUGUUAUGAUUUAUUUUUGUAUGAUGUACUGUGUAACAUAGGGCACAUAGCUAGCUUACAAUCUGUCUGUCACAUCUAUGUCUGGACAUGAUAGUGUCAGAUGUCUAGUCUACAGUGCCAGACGAGAUCUUUAUAUACAGAUACAUUGCUUGUAUGUGUAUAUUUACAAUGAUAUACAGUGUCUUCAGAAAGUAUUCAGACCCCUUGACUUUUUCCACAUUUUGUUAAGUUACAG